CAAAAUCUUGACCUACGCGUGGAAACACGUGGACUCCUGGUCUAAUGCUCUCGGAUCGAUCUCAAGCCAAGACGAUACCAUCCGGGAGCGCUGGUUCGCGGUCGAGAUGAAGAUACGAUUAUAUGUCAGUCUCAGGUCCAGGGAGGAAAUGAUAAGGCGGCCAUCACCCAAUAAAAAGGGUUGGAUUCUACGAUGCUACUGUGAUGAUACCGCAGAGGAUAUUCAGCUUAGACAAUGUUCGGGAUGUCAAGUUGUGCGGUACUGCUCAAAGCGAUGCCAACGUGAUUCCUGGUCCAGUCAUCACAGAUGGAGCUGUAAUUUCUUGAAGGCAGCUGUUGGCUCGUCGACACCACACUACGUGAAACGUAGUCUCUGUCUGCUAUCUGGCCUAGAAGCUCACGAGGUCUUGUGCAGGUGGGGGCAUAUUCAAAGCCAGGUCGCCGCAGCGCGGCGCAAGUAUCCUCAAGAUCAGGAACGACUGGUUGUCAAGAUCACUAUAGAUGAGGAAGAAGUAUCAGUCCAGCCUCUUCGACACUACCUCUUUCUGUUCAACGGGCUCUCUGAAAACGAGGUCGUGCACCGCUUAUCGUCAUGGCCAGAUCCAAGGGGCCACCUUCGGCGAUCAUUCUUUUGUUCGGUUAUCGCAAUCAAUGAUCGAUAUUUGUCACAGCAGAUCUUAUUCAGCCCACGUACUGCAUUAGACAUGGAGACAGUGCUAACGCUCAGGCGUAAUCGUUAAU
This is a messenger RNA of Suillus clintonianus, 740 nucleotides long. RefSeq lists its product as uncharacterized. Bases 107 to 739 code for a protein of 210 amino acids. NCBI's taxonomy places the organism in Eukaryota, Fungi, Basidiomycota, Agaricomycetes, Boletales, Suillaceae. The record is from RefSeq and is a predicted model, not a curated record. The transcript is spliced from 3 exons.